This is a messenger RNA of Alosa alosa (allis shad), 2723 nucleotides long. Its product is annotated as meprin A subunit beta-like. The transcript is spliced from 24 exons. Gene Ontology annotation, biological process: proteolysis. Gene Ontology annotation, molecular function: zinc ion binding; protein binding; metalloendopeptidase activity. Bases 480 to 2597 code for a protein of 705 amino acids. Gene Ontology annotation, cellular component: membrane. The record is from RefSeq and is a predicted model, not a curated record. NCBI's taxonomy places the organism in Eukaryota, Metazoa, Chordata, Actinopteri, Clupeiformes, Clupeidae.
UGGGUGAUAUCGGAGAUGAUCUUGUGGGCUCUGCGUAGUGUCCAUUUGUGUUAGAGUGAUUCAAGGGAUGGUACUGUAGGGGUGAACCAAUGACUUUGGAUGCUCUGUUGAUGAUGCGCUGUAGUUUCUUCCGGGAGAGUGUCCCAAGACUGCCAAACCAGACUGUGAUGGAUGAGCCACAACCAAGAGUCACAAGUACUGUAUAGUACUAACUCACACAAGUAAUUAAAUUGAUGGAGACCUGGACAUUACCAACAUAAAUAAAGGUUUGCACCUCUUAGAAGGUGACAUCAUGAAAACUGUCACAAAGACCAGGAAGAGGAGGUCCCUCUCUACUGAUCGCACCCUUUGGCCACUGCCCGUCAAGUAUUCACUACACUGGACUCUUGGCAGACAUAAGGUCAGACUUUUGAUGAAGCCUCCUCUCCACUUCUCAACAUUUGCCGGUGGGUUAACUAGGUACAUCCAAAUGCGGUAAAAUGCAUUCGUGUGUUUUCCUCCUGUUGAGCAUGACAUUUGGGUUGGUGUCUUCACUGCCUAAUCCAAUACUCCGAGUUGAAAACCUUGACAUUACAGUCAUAAAUAAAGGUUUGGACCUGUUUGAGGGAGACAUCAAGACUACUGCUACCAAGACUAGGAGAAGGAGGUCCAUUCGCAGUACACUGCACCGUUGGCCCCUGCCCGUCCCUUAUGAUUUGGACUGGAGCCUCGAUAUGAAUGCAAAAGGAGUCAUCUUGAGAGCUUUCGAACAGUUCAGGCUGAAAACAUGUGUUGACUUCAGACCCCAGUUUUGGAAUGAACAACACAUUGAAAUCAAGAAGGCCCUAGGAUGUUGGUCGCAAGUUGGAAAAAAUGAGUGGGAGCAGGAACUCUCUAUUGGCUCUGAUUGUGACACUGUGGCAACCGUAGAGCAUGAGCUCAUGCACGCGUUGGGCUUCUGGCAUGAGCAGUCCAGAUAUGACCGGGACAAUCACAUCUCAAUCAACUGGGGAAACAUUGAAGCAGGAAAAGAGAAAAAUUUUGAAAUCAGAACAAACGAUACCAACAGCACCAUGGACACCCCAUAUGACUACUUCUCAGUCAUGCACUACCCUAAAGAUGCCUUCAGCAAUGGCAAGGGAUCUACCAUCAUCACUAAACUACCUGAGUUCCAAGAUGUGAUUGGACAGAGACUGGAUAUGAGCCAUUAUGAUGUUGAAGAGCUCAACAAGUUCUACAGAUGCAAUGAGUCCAUUUCCUUCCUGGACCACUGCAGCUUCGAUGAUGACAUGUGUGGAAUGAGCGUCUGCUCCAAGAGUUCAGUUCGAUGGGAGAGAGUGAGACGAGCUGUCGGAGGACCCCACUCUGACCACACCCUUCUGGACACUCACUCUCAGGGUUUCUUCAUGCACUUCAGCACCAAGAGAGGUAGAAUUGAAGACUCAGCUAAAAUGGAGACCAGGAGGAUGACCCCUAGAAGAAGCUGCAAGGUCCAGUGCCUUGAGUUCUUCUACUACCACAGUGGGAGUUGGUCUGACCAGCUCAACAUCUGGAUAAGAGAGUUUGAUGGUCUUGAUGACAUGAAGGGAACGCGCAGACUUAUGGGCCAAAUAAAAGGUUCUCCAGCUGACUACUGGCAGCUCUUCCAUGUUCCCCUGAACGCCACUAAGACCUUCCAGGUGGAGUUUGAGGCCCGCAAAGGACAAGGGACAUCCAGCGGUGGCUUCUCUGUGGACGACAUGAACCUGUCAGAGACUGAAUGCCCCCAUCACACAUGGCAGAUCAGGAACUUUGAAGGACAGUUAAAUGCCAACACUAACUCAUCUGUUAUGUUCAGCCCCAAGUACUACUCUAGCGAUGACUACAGUUACCAAAUUGCAGCAGUCCUGACCAGAGAUGAUUUUGUUGUCUUUGCUCGCCUUGUGUCAGGAAUUUUUGAUGACAAUCUGCAGUGGCCCUGUGCUUGGAGGCAAAUAACCUUCAUACUGCUAGACCAGAACCCACACAUCCAAAAGCGCAUGUCUAAACAAAGUAGUAUAACCACCAGUCCAUCAUGGAUAACUUCACAAUAUUUCGGCAGGCCAAGUGAUUGGGGAUCUCUGAAUAUGCAUGGGUUCUAUUAUGCUAAUAAGGUGUGGCCUCAUGGUCUGGUUAUGACUACCACUCAGCUCAGAUCCAGAGAUUUCCUCAAAGGAGGCGACGCAUUUCUCCUUAUUUCAAUGAAAGACAUCUCCCGCCUGCGUUACACGAAUAACCUCCGAUGCCCCACUGUGAAAGUGAAGUCCAUUUCUGUGUCUCCUCUGCCUCCAACUAAAGACGAUGGGCCAUGUGGAACAAAAAUUCCCAUUACCACAACCUCAACCCACCCUCCAACCACAACAACAUCAUCAACAACUGCUUCAACCCUCAGGGCUUCUGACAACUCACCAGUGACCCCUCCUGAAAGGUGUAAUAACAUCUUUUCCUUCACAUGCUACAAGACAAAGAUCUCCACAGGGGCUCUCGUGUUAGUUGUACUGUUUAUUUUUAUUUUUGGGAUGCUGUGUACAUGUUGCUGUAAUAAGACGAAGCGUGAUGUACCAUCGGCAGAAAAUAGGGUUUUUAUGCAAAUGCAGUAAACAUAGAAUCUGCAAUGUCUGCAAAAUCUUUCUUGACCUGGUUCAUACAGAACCUAUAUACAAAAAAUAUUACACCAAAGCAAUGAUUCUUUGCAUACUGAAAUAAAGCUUUCUGUUUGAAACUUG